GUCUGCCCCUUGACGUUCUUCACCAAGUCGGAGAUGCAGAUCCACUCCAAGUCGCACACCGAGGCCAAGCCCCACAAGUGCCCCCAUUGCUCCAAGUCCUUCGCCAAUGCCUCCUACCUGGCCCAGCACCUGCGCAUCCACCUGGGCGUCAAACCCUACCACUGCUCCUACUGCGAGAAGUCCUUCCGGCAGCUCUCCCACCUUCAGCAGCACACUCGAAUCCACACGGGCGACAGACCCUACAAGUGCCCGCACCCCGGCUGCGAGAAGGCCUUCACACAGCUCUCCAACCUCCAGUCCCACCAGCGCCAGCACAACAAGGACAAACCCUACAAGUGCCCCAACUGCUACCGGGCGUACACGGACUCGGCCUCGCUGCAGAUCCACCUCUCGGCUCACGCCAUCAAACACGCCAAGGCCUAUUGCUGCAGCAUGUGCGGCCGCGCAUACACCUCG
Nestor notabilis (Kea) is the source of this 456-nucleotide messenger RNA. RefSeq names its product zinc finger protein 362. The transcript has 3 exons. The annotation marks the transcript as partial. The record is from RefSeq and is a predicted model, not a curated record. NCBI's taxonomy places the organism in Eukaryota, Metazoa, Chordata, Aves, Psittaciformes, Psittacidae.